AUGUUCAGGUGUAACUGUUACUGUGCUUCUCAUAUCCAGUCACACUGCAUUAUUAGGGUGAAUUACCAGGCUCUAACUUUAGGAAAAUUAAUUUCUCUUUUCAAGGUUCAGGAACAAGUACAUCCCACCCUCUCAGCUAAUGAAGAGUCCCUUUAUUAUAUUGAAGAACUGAUUUUUCAGCUGCUUAAUAAAUUGUGCAUGGCUCAACCAAGGACUGUUCAAGAUGUAGAGGAACGAGUCCAAAAGACUUUUCCACACCCUAUUGAUAAAUGGGCAAUUGCUGAUGCCCAGUCUGCCAUUGAGAAACGUAAACGAAGAAAUCCUCUUUUACUACCUGUGGACAAAAUCCAUCCUUCCUUGAAGGAAGUUUUGGGGUACAAAGUGGACUACCAUGUGUCCCUCUACAUUGUGGCUGUAUUGGAGUAUAUCUCAGCAGAUAUUUUGAAAUUGGCUGGUAAUUAUGUUUUUAAUAUCCGGCAUUAUGAAAUAUCUCAGCAAGACAUUAAAGUGUCAAUGUGUGCAGAUAAGGUUUUGAUGGACAUGUUUGAUCAGGAUGAUGAUAUAGGUUUGAUUUCUCUCUGUGAAGAUGAACCUAGUUCUUCUGGCGAGCUAAACUACUAUGACCUUGUCAGAACUGAAAUUGCAGAAGAGAGGCAGUACCUCCGGGAGCUGAAUAUGAUCAUCAAAGUGUUCCGGGAAGCCUUCCUUUCUGACCGGAAGCUGUUCAGGCCUUCUGAAAUUGAAAAGAUUUUCAGUAACAUUUCAGAUAUACAUGAAUUGACUGUGAAACUUUUAGGUUUAAUUGAAGACACAGUAGAAAUGACAGAUGAAAGUAGUCCUCAUCCAUUAGCUGGUAGCUGUUUUGAAGAUUUAGCAGAGGAGCAAGCAUUUGAUCCCUAUGAAACAUUAUCACAGGACAUUCUUUCACCAGAGUUUAAUGACCUCUUCAGUAAGUUGAUGGCCAGACCUGCAGUUGUUCUACAUUUCCAGUCCAUUGCUGAUGGCUUUAAGGAAGCUGUUCGUUACGUCCUGCCACGUCUUAUGCUGGUGCCAGUGUAUCAUUGUUGGCAUUACUUCGAGUUAUUAAAGCAGUUGAAGGCAUGUAGUGAAGAACAGGAAGACAGAGAGUGUUUGAAUCAGGCGAUCACUGCUCUCAUGAAUCUCCAGGGCAGCAUGGACAGAAUUUACAAGCAGCAUUCACCUAGACGCCGACCAGGGGACCCUGUUUGCCUUUUUUACAACCGUCAAUUAAGAAGCAAGCAUCUGGCUAUUAAAAAAAUGAAUGAAAUUCAGAAAAACAUAGAUGGGUGGGAAGGCAAAGAUAUUGGACAGUGCUGUAAUGAAUUCAUAAUGGAGGGGCCAUUGACCAGAAUUGGUGCUAAACAUGAAAGACAUAUUUUUCUCUUUGAUGGCUUGAUGAUCAGCUGUAAACCUAAUCAUUGCCAGACCCGACUUCCAGGCUGUAGUAAUGCAGAAUACAGAUUAAAAGAGAAGUUUGUCAUGAGGAAAAUUCAAAUCUGUGAUAAAGAAGAUACUUGUGAAUGCAAACAUGCUUUUGAAUUAGUUUCCAAAGAUGAAAACAGUGUAAUAUUUGCUGCUAAGUCAGCAGAAGAGAAGAAUAAUUGGAUGGCAGCCCUCAUCUCCCUCCACUACCGAAGUACUCUGGACAGAAUGCUGGACUCCGUGCUGCUGAAGGAGGAGAACGAGCAGCCGCUGAGGCUGCCCAGUCCAGACAUGUAUCGCUUUGUGGUAAAGGACUCUGAGGAAAACAUUGUUUUUGAAGACAACUUGCAAAGUAGAAGUGGAAUCCCCAUUAUUAAAGGAGGAACUGUGGUGAAAUUAAUUGAAAGGUUAACAUAUCAUAUGUAUGCAGAUCCCAAUUUCGUUCGUACUUUUCUUACUACGUAUCGUUCAUUUUGUAAACCACAGGAAUUGCUAAGCUUGCUAAUAGAACGGUUUGAAAUUCCGGAACCAGAACCCACUGAGGCAGACAAAUUGGCACUAGAGAAAGGCGAGCAGCCCAUCAGUGCAGAUCUGAAAAGAUUUCGCAAGGAAUACGUCCAACCUGUACAACUCAGGAUCUUAAAUGUCUUUCGCCACUGGGUUGAACAUCAUUUUUAUGACUUUGAAAGAGACCUGGAAUUGCUUGAAAGACUAGAAUCCUUCAUUUCAAGUGUAAGAGGGAAAGCUAUGAAGAAAUGGGUAGAGUCCAUUGCUAAAAUCAUCAAGAGGAAAAAGCAAGCUCAGGCAAAUGGAAUAAGCCAUAAUAUUACCUUUGAAAGUCCACCUCCACCAAUCGAAUGGCAUAUAAGUAGACCAGGCCAGUUUGAGACAUUUGACCUUAUGACACUUCAUCCAAUAGAAAUCGCACGGCAGUUGACGCUUUUGGAGUCUGAUCUCUACAGGAAAGUCCAACCGUCUGAACUUGUAGGGAGUGUCUGGACCAAAGAAGAUAAAGAAAUAAACUCUCCAAAUUUAUUAAAAAUGAUUCGCCAUACAACAAACCUCACUCUCUGGUUUGAAAAAUGCAUUGUGGAAGCAGAAAACUUUGAAGAGCGGGUGGCAGUGCUCAGUAGAAUAAUAGAAAUUCUGCAAGUGUUUCAAGAUUUGAAUAAUUUCAAUGGCGUGUUGGAAAUAGUCAGUGCGGUCAAUUCGGUAUCAGUGUACAGGCUAGACCACACGUUUGAGGCAUUGCAAGAAAGGAAGAGGAGAAUUCUGGAUGAUGCUGUGGAAUUGAGUCAGGACCACUUCAAAAAAUACUUAGUAAAACUGAAGUCAAUCAAUCCACCAUGCGUGCCUUUUUUUGGAAUAUAUUUAACAAAUAUUCUGAAGACUGAAGAAGGGAACAAUGAUUUUCUAAAGAAGAAAGGGAAAGAUCUGAUCAAUUUCAGUAAGAGGAGGAAAGUGGCCGAGAUUACCGGAGAGAUUCAGCAGUAUCAGAACCAGCCUUACUGCUUACGGACAGAACCAGAAAUAAGGAGAUUCUUUGAAAACUUGAACCCCAUGGGAAUUUUAUCUGAAAAAGAGUUUACAGAUUAUUUGUUCAACAAAUCACAAGAGAUUGAACCCCGAAACUGCAAACAGCCGCCUCGAUUUCCUAGGAAAUCAACCUUUUCCUUAAAAUCUCCUGGAAUCAGGCCUAACACAGGCCGACAUGGCUCUACCUCAGGCACAUUACGAGGUCACCCAACGCCUUUGGAAAGAGAACCAUACAAGAUAAGCUUUAGUAGGAUCGCUGAGACUGAGCUCGACUCAACAGUGUCAGCACCCACCUCUCCAAACACACCAUCCACUCCACCCGUGUCUGCUUCUUCAGACCACAGCGUGUUUCUAGACGUUGAUCUCAAUAGUUCCUGUGGCAGCAAUACCAUCUUUGCUCCGGUCCUCUUGCCACAGUCAAAGACCUUCUUCAGCUCGUGUGGAAGCUUACACAAGCUGAGUGAAGAGCCACUGAUUCCUCCUCCGCUUCCUCCUCGGAAAAAAGUUGAUCAUGAUGCUUCAAAUUCCAAGGGAACUAUGAAAUCUGAUGAUGACCCCCCUGCUAUUCCACCAAGACAGCCGCCUCCUCCAAAGGUAAAGCCAAGAGUUCCUGUUCCCGCGGCUGCUUUCGAUGGGCCUGUGCACAGUCCGCCUCCGCCCCCUCCGAGAGAGCCUCUUCCCGAUACCCCGCCACCAGUUCCUCUUCGGCCGCCAGAACACUUUAUAAACUGCCCGUUUAAUCUUCAGCCACCUCCGCUGGGACAUCCUCACAGAGACCCAGACUGGUUCAGAGACGUUAGUUCGAGUCCGAGUUCACCAAGCACUCCUCCCAGCACGCCCUCGCCACGAGUGCCGCGCAGAAGCCAUUUGCUCAGUUCCAGUCCCAGCGCUCUCGCGCAUCCUCCAGCUCCUCCUGUUCCACCGCGGCAGAACUCGAGCCCUCACCUACCAAAACUGCCACCAAAGACUUACAAACGGGAGCUUUCACACCCACCGUUGUACAGACUGCCUUUGCUCGAAAAUGCAGAAACUCCUCAAUGACCUUAGCUGUGUGUAGUCAUUGACACUGGAAUAGUAUUUGUAAAGGUUUUAAUUUAUUCAGAAGAGGCAUAGUAUUUUAGUACUUUCUACAAAUAAAGCUCUUACAAAAUGCUACUGAUCAAAUAAGCUUCUAAGAAUUAGAAAAGUCGUCAGGCAUGGUGACAUACACCAUUAAUCCCAGCACUCUUGAAGCAGAGGCAGAUGGAUUUCUGAGUUUAAGGCCAGCGUGGUCUAUAGAGCGAGUACCAAGACAGUCAUGGCUACACACAGAAACCAUGUCUCAAGAAAGCAAAACCAAGGAAAGAAUUCUAAACAUUAAAAUGCAAAAGCCCUUCACCGUAACCCUCAGGUGAUCAGUAGCAUUGCCUCGUCUCAGCUCCUCAGUGCUGCCCAAAGGCCAGUAUAAUGAAUUUCUAUUUGCACUGUAGACUCCGCUACCAUAUGGCUUAAAUGAUACUGCACUGAAAGGGGGUAGUGUUCUCGAGGAAUUCCUCACAUCGGAGUAAUAGGUGCCUUUUUAAGGCAAUGAAUUUCCACAGAUACAGAGAUGUACUAUGAUGUUACUGGGUUUUCAACCCUCUUUGACCAUCUUCUAGGUUUUAACUUGGUUUUUACAUCUAGAGAAUAACACCUACUGUUCUUAAACUCUUGAUGCCAUGUCUUAAUGCCAGUAUUUGCUGCUGAAGACAAAAACGGAAACUAGAAUGGAAACAAUAGAAUGCACUGUUUAUUAUUUUGUUAAAAUUAUAAACAAUUCUACAUAACCCAAUUAUAGAAGAAAAGGGGCAUGUAUCUCAUUAAGAUGCACCUUUAGUUUUGCAGUUUAUGGUGUCUUUAGGUAAUGAUUUGCCUCUUGUUUGGGAAAACAAAGUUAAUAUGCCAUGUAUGUACAGUUUAUUUAUAUUGUAUAUAUUUAAAGAUAAUGCUAAUAACCUAUAUAAAUUUAAGUGACUUGAGGCCUAUAAUACAGUCUGCUAUUUUACUAAUUUGUAAGUCAAGAACAGAAGUUUCUUAUGGCAUAGGAACCAACUGCCAACUGCCUUGUCUUCAAAAACCUAAUAACUUUCUUUAAUCUUGUGUUAAUUGAAAUUUUUUAAAAGUUUUUCCAGAUUGGUAAUAUUUAAACAGAAAAUACUUAAAACUUUAUUAAAAAUUUUAAUCAGACAGAGGAUAAAGCUUUUGUCACCUGUACGCUCUCGUUCACCGUGCUCAAAGCACAGUGCGCUGAGAGCGCAGUAGCAGCAGUGUAAAGUAGCCAGAAGCCACGCUCUUUAUCCACCGGUCUGUGGCCUUUUACUGUGCUUUGUAUCAGAGUUCUUAACAAGAUUAAUAAAUCACCUCAGUCUUAAUUUUUAAAA
Myodes glareolus (Bank vole) is the source of this 5378-nucleotide messenger RNA. The record is from RefSeq and is a predicted model, not a curated record. Lineage: Eukaryota; Metazoa; Chordata; Mammalia; Rodentia; Cricetidae.